ACAAAGCCGUACUUCAACAUCCCUCUGGAUCUUCUGCAGAAGUUUAUUACUAUGGCGCUAAUGUUACAAGUUGGAAAUAUGAUGGCAAAGAAAGAUUAUUCUUGAGUAAAAAGUCCAAGCUUGAUGGAACAAGAGCAAUUCGUGGUGGAAUUCCAUUAGUUUUUCCACAAUUUGGUAAAGCAUCUGACCCAUCAGCUGAAACAGCAGCUUUACCACAACAUGGAUUUGCUCGUACAUCUAACUGGAAUUUAUCAGAAGUCAUCAUUGAUGAUGAAUCUAAAGUAUCUGUUGAAUUUGUUCUUACUGAUUCUCAGGUUUCACCUGAAUUGAUAUCUAAAUGGCCAAAGAAAUUUAAGUUAACUUUCGUCGUGACGUUGACUAAAGAAACACUGGAAAAUACUUUUAUUGUCAAGAAUGAAGAAACCAAGGAUUUAUCAUCAUCAUUCAACUUUCAUUCAUUGCUCCAUACUUAUUUUUCUGUUCCAGAUAUUUUAAAAGUGAAAAUUCAUGAUUUAAAUAAUAUAACAUAUACUGAUAAAGUUGCAAACGGAGCAAAAUUUUUGGAAAAAGGAGAUGUUAUCAAGAUUGAUAAACAUACUGAUCGUGUUUACAUUGAUGUACCAGCCUCUAAAAUUCACAUUGAUACAGGAGAAGAAAAAUUCAUCGUUACAAAGAUUAAUUGUAAAGACACCGUUGUUUGGAAUCCAUGGAUUGAAUGGUCAAAAGCUACGACUGAUAUAGAUGAUGAAGAAUAUAAAGGAAUGGUUUGUGUUGAAGUUGGUCAAGUUACUGAUUAUGUUAAUUUGAAAGCCCAAGAAACUUGGAAAUGUGGACAGAUUUUGGAAGUUGCUGCUAAUGUUAGCUGA
This is a messenger RNA of Entrophospora candida, 866 nucleotides long. The record is from the annotation of a GenBank genome assembly. NCBI's taxonomy places the organism in Eukaryota, Fungi, Glomeromycota, Glomeromycetes, Entrophosporales, Entrophosporaceae.